UGAACUAUGACUAAUGCAAGUCUAUAUUAAAUACCACGUCUUAAGGGAAAACCUUCACACAGAUUCCUGUGUAUCCUUUUGAUGAUAGUUCUCCUGUUUCUCUUUCCUGUCCCAGCUCACUCCUUAGUCAUACUAUGUUAGUACAGUCCUGCUGGCAGGCCCUUGAGUAACUCCAUGUCUGAGUUCCUAAAAGCAGAUUUCACUCAGCCAGUUGCCUCUUUUGCCGUUUUAGACAUGGAAGUCACUUUAUGAUAAGCUUUUCCUGCUCCUUCUUCCUCUUGUCUCACCCAUCACCUCUUUUGUCCACCAACGUUCCAUUCAAAUGGAUUGUAACCACCCGGAUCAUUCAGCAGCCAAACCAAGUCACCCACCAAGGGGAAGGUCCCCCAUGGGGUACUUACCCCUUCCAGACCCUUUGUGAGGAAAGCAAGAUUUCCUCCGUGUGGCAGGAAUCAAUUUUCUACUUGUUUGGCCUUGUGAUUGAUAAGAUGGGAAGUUUGGGAGAACUGGAGAGGAGAUGGCAGUUUUAACGGAGAAAAAGCACUCAGUAGAAACUAUGCCUUCUGCCUCCUUCGGGCGUGUCCUCCUUCUGGGCAUCUCUUCAGGAUUUCAUUCCUCCCUCCAACUGCCGCUCACAACUGCCCUUUCCAACUGCUCCAGAACGCUUGGCCCUGGCAUUCCGUGAUGUAAAUUAUUCCACGCAUGGCUCGAAAUGGGCACGAAGCAGCGUUGCCAGGUGUCGGAUCACUAGUUUGUCAUGGAUGAUGAUGAUGACUCGUGUCUCCUUGAUCUUAUUGGAGACCCACAAGCACUGAACUAUUUUCUACAUGGACCUAGUAAUAAAUCUAGCAACGAUGACUUGACUAAUGCAGGAUAUUCUGCAGCCAAUUCGAAUUCUAUUUUCGCCAACUCUAGUAAUGCUGAUCCUAAGUCAUCCCUCAAGGUGGUAAGCAACCAACUUGGAGAAGGGCCCAGUGAUGGACUGCCACUUUCAAGUAGCCUUCAGUUUCUUGAAGAUGAACUUGAAUCUUCUCCUCUCCCUGAUCUCAGUGAGGACCAACCUUUUGACAUUCUUCAGAAAUCCUUGCAGGAGGCCAAUAUCACUGAACAGACUUUGGCAGAAGAGGCAUAUUUGGAUGCCAGUAUAGGUUCAAGCCAACAGUUUGCACAAGCUCAGCUUCAUCCUUCUUCAUCAGCAUCCUUUACUCAGGCUUCUAAUGUUUCUAAUUACUCAGGUCAGACGCUUCAACCUAUAGGGGUGACUCACGUGCCUGUCGGAACAUCGUUUGCGAGCAAUACAGUGGGUGUGCAACAUGGCUUCAUGCAACAUGUGGGGAUCAGUGUUCCCAGCCAGCAUUUAUCUAAUAGCAGUCAGAUUAGUGGUUCUAGUCAGAUACAGCUGAUCGGAUCAUUUGGUAAUCAACCUUCCAUGAUGACUAUUAAUAACCUCGACGGAUCUCAAAUAAUAUUAAAGGGCAGCGGACAGCAAGCCCCACCAAAUGUGAGUGGGGGACUUCUGGUUCAUAGACAGACUCCUAAUGGCAGCUCCUUGUUUGGGAGCUCCGGCUCCAGCCCAGUAGCACAGCCUGUCACCGUUCCAUUUAACAGCACGAAUUUCCAGACAUCUUUACCUGUGCAUAACAUCAUCAUACAGAGGGGUCUUGCACCAAAUUCAAAUAAAGUCCCCAUUAAUAUCCAGCCAAAGCCUGUCCAGAUGGGUCAGCAGAGUACAUACAAUGUGAACAAUCUGGGAAUACAGCAGCACCAUGUUCAGCAAGGCAUCUCUUUUGCCUCUGCAAGCUCACCCCAGGGCUCGGUGGUUGGUCCACACAUGUCUGUGAACAUUGUCAACCAGCAGAACACAAGAAAGCCAGUCACCUCACAGGCGGGGAGCAGUGCUGGGGGUAGCAUCGUUAUUCACUCUCCCAUGGGCCAGCCACACACACCCCAGAGUCAGUUCCUCAUACCUACAAGCCUUUCGGUCAGUUCGAACUCAGUACACCAUGUUCAGACCAUAAAUGGGCAACUUCUGCAGACUCAGCCAUCUCAGCUCAUUUCUGGACAGGUGGCCUCAGAGCAUGUCAUGUUGAACAGAAACUCUUCCAACAUGCUCAGGACCAGCCAACCAUAUUCUGGACAGAUGCUGAACAACCAGAAUACUGCCGUCCAGUUAGUGUCUGGGCAAACGUUCGCCUCCUCUGGAAGUCCGGUGAUAGUCAAUCAUGCCUCCCCUCAGAUUGUCAGUGGACAGACGCCCUUGCAGCAGGCAUCACCAACGGUGUUACAUCUGUCCCCUGGGCAGAGCAGCGUCUCCCAAGGAAGGCCGGGCUUCACCUCCAUGCCCCCGGUGACAAACAUGGCAGGGCCCAACCGGUUCCCUGUUGUCAGCUCGUCCAGCACUGCCCAUCCUAGCCUUGGGUCUGCGGUUCAGUCUGGUGCGUCAGGAUCAAACUUUACGGGAGAUCAGCUGGCCCAGCCAAACAGGACUCCAGUACCAGUCAGUGCGUCUCAUCGUCUUCCAGUUUCUUCUUCCAAAUCUACCAGCACCUUCAGUAACACCCCCGGAGCAGGAGCACAGCAACAAUUCUUCUGUCAGGCUCAGAAAAAAAAUUUGAAUCAGACUUCCCCCGUUUCUGCUCCCAAGACCACAGAUGGCCUGAGGCAAGCGCAGAUCCCUGGCCUCUUGAGUACCACGCUGCCAGGGCAAGAUUCUGGAAGCAAAGUCCUACCGGCAUCCUUAGGAACCACACAGCCACAGCAAGAAAAAGUAGUUGGAUCAUCUCCCGGCCAGCCGACUGUGCAGGUGGACAGUCAUUCGGGAGGACAGAAAAGGCCAGCUGCCAAACAACUAACUAAAGGAGCUUUCAUUCUCCAGCAGUUACAGAGGGACCAAGCCCACGCUGUGACACCAGAUAAAAGUCAGUUCCGGUCACUGAGUGACGCGGUGCAGAGGCUGCUCUCCUACCACGUGUGCCAGGGCUCCAUGCCCACUGAGGAGGACUUGAAGAAAGUGGACAAUGAAUUUGAAACAGUUGCCACUCAGCUCCUGAAAAGGACCCAAGCUAUGCUUAACAAGUAUAGAUUCCUGCUCCUGGAAGAUGCCAUGCGGAUCAAUCCCUCUGCAGAGAUGGUAAUGAUCGACAGGAUGUUCAACCAGGAGGAAAGAGCUUCUCUGUCCCGCGACAAGCGUCUAGCACUUGUGGACCCUGAGGGUUUUCAGGCUGAUUUCUGUUGCUCCGUCAAACUUGACAAAGCUGCUCACGAGACACAGUUUGGCAAGAGUGACCAGCACGGCAGUAAAACAACCAGCUCUCUACAUCUGACCGCCAAGGCCCAGAGCAGAGACCGAGCCAAGCCGGGCGUGGCCGAACCAACGAAUCAUGACCAAUUUCAUCCAGUGCCUAAUCACAUCGUGGUCUCCGCGGAAGGAAACAUUUCUAAAAAAACGGAAUGCCUCGGCAGAGCACCGAAAUUUGACAAAGUGGGCUUAGUGCAUUACCGGAACGCGUCUGAAGAGAAGACCAGCCGGAGAGACUCCGCAAAGGCCAGCGAGUGCUCGCCCGGCCCCGACGGCCACCGCAAAAUCUCGUCCAGACCAGAUCACGGUACUGAGAGCAAACUCUCCGGUAUCCUCGCCGACUCUCACUUGGAGAUGACGUGUAACAAUUCCUUCCAGGACAAAACUCUGAGGAAUUCUCCAAAGAAUGAAGUUUUACACACAGACAUCAUGAAAGGGUCGGGAGAGCCGCAGCCCGAUCUCCAGCUCACUAAGAGUUUAGAAACGACCUUUAAGAACAUCUUGGAACUCAAAAAAGCUGGGCGGCAGCCCCAGAGUGACCCCACGGUUAGCGGCUCCGUCGAGUUAGAUUUCCCCAACUUUUCUCCAAUGGCUUCGCAGGAAAACUGCCUGGAAAAGUUCAUCCCGGACCACAGUGAAGGCGUUGUAGAAACUGACUCCAUUUUAGAAGCAGCUGUAAAUAGUAUCCUAGAGUGUUAAUAGCAGCAGCCCUUCCCCCACCCCACCCCUGAGACCCCCACCCCGGACAAGUUACAUUCUUUCCUGGCAAAAGCAAAUGGAAUCGGUCUCCUGUCUCCAGCCUGCUUGAUCUUUCAUCACAGGUUAUUCUUUCUAAUCUCAAUCCCAUUCUUUGUUUAAGAGCAAUACUUGCGGUGGUUACAGGGAGAUCCUUGAGCAAAAUUAAUUCUUAUUAGAAAGCAGUCUGAUAGGCCCUACACAUUUCAAGUGUUUAUGAAAGUGCUUGUAGUCAUUUUUUUCUGUUUGUUUGUUUAUUUGUUUGGGGGUUUUCUUUUUUCCUUUUUUUUUUUGAGAACACUGUAACUCAGUGAGAUCACAGUACACUUGGCCCUGGGUAAAAUUCUGACAAUCAGAGGUCAUUUGAGAGGAACAGACUUAUUACAGAAAAUCAAACAGGACUGAUAGAAGCUACUCGGUAAAGACUAUCCCACUGCAUCUCCAAAUUGUGGCUUUGGGGGUUUUUUGUUGCUGCUGGAGGAGAGACCUCAUGGUUCUCCCUGCUCAACCAUUUCAGCGUAUUUGUGUUGAAUUUCAUCUGGGGAGUGCUCUGUCCUUAGUUGCAGCAGCACAACUUGAGACAAUUCCACCAGGCUAAAUAAAGGAAAACGGAAACCAGUUAAGUGGCACAGUGUACAGGGGAGGCCGAGACAGAGCCGCGAGGAAUAUAAUAUGUAUAUAUGUAAAAGCAUAUAUAUGUUAACUAUUGAGAAAAACUAAGAGUUUUGCAUUUUAUAAUUGGAGGUAGUCAACAUAUGAUGUAUAUUUUUGUUUGUUGCUGGGUUUUAUUUCAUUUAACCUCUCUUUGCACCCUCUCCCACAACAAAUAGCCAAGCAUCAAAAGCACUUUCAUUUGAAAACUGUGUUGCAAUUUUUCAGUUAAAACUGUAAGGGACUUUGGCCUUGUUUAUGCUUCUAGUUGUCUGAGAACAGUAGUCACCCCGGCAGCCAUCACUACCAAAACACAGACAAACCAAAGUAACCAGCCGGCCCACCACUGAGAGGAGAAUCAGACCCGGAUCCCCACUUGGGAGAGCGGAAGGCUAUGCCCUGUCACGGUCUGUGUUUGGCCUGUGUUCAUGUUAGCGAACGUAACGUUGCUUUAUUUAUUGAUAUUUCUUUUCAGGGAGCUUCACCCACUCCCCUUCCGUGUAUCCCUGCCCCUGGUCACCCCAUUUCUGUUGUUCCUUUAAUUCUCAAUGUCACCGUAACCAUCAGUUAUCUCGUAUCAUUGGCAAAGCUACAUGACAGUAUUUGUCGUGCCCUCUUUACGCACGCGCACGGCCCUGAGCUGUUCCGACCCAGAGGUCAUUCCAGUUGCAGUGUGGACACCUUCACCCUCCCUCUUGUGUGUACGCACGCUCUCGUUUGCUCUGUCUCUCUCUGGCCUUGGAGGUGUACCUGCUGGUCUCCGCUCAGACUCCUUGGCAGAAUCUGCUUUUGACUAUCCCCAAGAUGGGGAUGACCCUCCUCCCCCCACAAUUAUCAUCAUGUUGGGCAUUUCUUUUCCAGAUUGGCCUGUGAUGGAAAGGAAAGCUUCUGAUUAGUAGGGGGAAUAAAUGGCAGCAGAAGACCUAUAGCUCCCUGCCCCUUGUCCCUACCAUGCAAAGAAACCCCACAAGACAGCCAGUCUUAGAAAAGCAAAGGACCUUCUCCCCACCCCACCACCCGCCAAUAGAAAUUGGAAAAUCUGGGCCUUUUGGGGGCUACCAUUUUUUCCUCAUUCGUGCCAAUGUCCAAGUUGCAGAUUCCCCCUUUUUCCUAUAUUGUAACAUAUUAGAAAGAUAAGUUGAUAUUGCCAGUUGGAACUUUCUGUUUGGGCAGCCCGGGGAUAACACCCUGCCCUGAACCCCAUGAUUUUAUAGGCUCUUCUUCUCUUAGGGCUCAUGCUCCCAUAAAUUCCUAGCAAAAUUUAAAGGUGGUCCCUCCUGAUCAAAUUUUUCUCAUUGUGGAACUUUAAACCUGGAAGCCUUCGCAUAGGCUACUGAGUUACAUUAAUUACUGCAAAUCAGUGGAACUUUUAAGAGACAAGAUAAGCUUCUUGUAGAUCCCCAUCCUACCCUCUUCCCCAAUCCUUGCUUUUAUAUACCAUCUUAAAGGGUUUUAAAGCCCAAACACUUGUCUAGCAAGUGGAGAGCCUAAUUUACCAAAAUUAAACUUGUAAAUUAUUUGUGUCCUUGUAUGUAAGUUUGCUUUUCAUGAGGAAAGAUUCUAGAUAAUGACAAAUGAAGAUUACGAAAUGUAUUUUACUCCUGUGAUUAGGUUAAGUGCACAUGGGUCAUAACUCACAUGUCGAGCCCCCGCUGGUGAAGGGUGAGAGAGCUCGGCCUCAGAUGGCCAGUUCACUUGUUCAGGUUCGUUAGUCAAAGCUAAGUUUUAGAACUCCUUGUAACGGUAACAAAAAUCAUUUUCUUUCUUUUUUCUUUUUUUUUUUUCUGUUGUUGUUGUGGAAAAGUGUGAAUUUGUUAUUAAGCAUUUGAUUUUCUGUGUCCUUAAGUACUGCCUAAAGAUAAAGCAAAUUUUAAACUGGCAAUUACGAAAAAGAACUAUUUUAGCUCUGAAGAAUUUAGUAGACUUUGUUAGAUUAGGGAGGCCUUACAGACUGACUUGACUUACAGAGGACGCGUCACUCACUGUCAGUGUGGUGUGGGCUUUAUUUGCUUAAAUACCUUCAUUUGUAUAGUAUGUCUCACUUGAAAUUGCUUUGUAUACAUUUUGUAAAAAUAUUUAUAAAAUGUUUUGUAAAAAAAAGUAUAACAAAUUGCAGUUUAUUUUGUUAUGUUGGAUAAAUACUGUUAAAAAGAAACCAGUCAGUAACUAUAUUGUUAAUCCAUGGUUAGGAAAUGUUUAGUUGGAGAUUACAAAAUGAAACAACCAUUGCAAUACAGCCAAAGAUUUGGGAAAAUG
Messenger RNA from Condylura cristata (star-nosed mole), 6940 nucleotides. It is a transcript of the gene BICRAL, whose product is annotated as GLTSCR1-like. NCBI's taxonomy places the organism in Eukaryota, Metazoa, Chordata, Mammalia, Eulipotyphla, Talpidae. Bases 758 to 3997 code for a protein of 1079 amino acids. Gene Ontology annotation, biological process: positive regulation of DNA-templated transcription. Gene Ontology annotation, cellular component: SWI/SNF complex. The transcript has 12 exons. The record is from RefSeq and is a predicted model, not a curated record.